UCUGCUAGACGUGGUGCCGUAAAGAAACCGCUAGCUCUUCCUUUGCCGGUGGCGCUGAUAUCGUAGUAGCAACAGUUUAGUUAGCUUACAAUUUUAAAUAAUUUGUAAGUUUUAAAACGUUACGACCUUUGCACGAGUAGAUAAAUUAUCCAGCAGCUGUCAAAAUGAUUUCGCUAACGGAUUCUCAAAAAAUUGGGAUGGGGCUUACAGGGUUUGGUGUGUUUUUCCUUUUCUUUGGGAUGAUGCUGUUUUUUGACAAAGCUCUGCUCGCCAUUGGAAAUAUCCUGUUUGUCUCAGGUCUGUCUUUUGUCAUCGGCCUGGAACGCACAUUCAGAUUCUUCUUCCAGCGACACAAAGCCAAAGCCACAAGCUUUUUCCUGGGAGGAAUCUUUGUGGUUUUGAUCGGCUGGCCGAUCAUUGGAGUAGUUCUAGAGAUCUAUGGUUUUUUCCUCUUAUUCAGGGGAUUCUUCCCGGUAGCAGUCGGGUUUAUCAGACGCAUACCUGUGCUCGGAUCUUUGCUCAGCUUACCUGGGAUCAGUGCACUGGUGGACAAGAUUGGUGAGAGCAACACUAUGGUAUAACAUGAAGCUGCUGAUGCAACAGAGGACAAUUCCAGUAUUUAUAUGGCUUCUAAUAGUGACUAUGUUUUGAUCAUUGCCAGUCCUCUGCUGUGAAUCUGAAUAAUAUUCUGCACAAAAGAGACAAAGGUGUUUAUGGGCGUUCCACGAAUAUCAUCGAGUUUCUUCUCCAGCGAGAAACAGUAUCUGACUGCUACAGGAAAAACAAACAGCUUUUUUUUUUCCUUUUUUGUAUCACUCCUCUGUUAUAUUUAUAGACUGAAUACUUGGGACCACCCGACUAACUCCAAGCAGAGCUGUGACCCUUUGACAGCAUCCGGACUGCGUGCCUGAGAGCAUGUUUUUAAGGUUCAUAUAUGACGUGUUACUGGAAUUUUAAACUAUGAAUUAAAUAAGGUCGAGCUUAAUGUAACAGAAAUGUGAAAUGUUGAAAAAAAAAAAACAAGCUAACAUAAAAAGGUUUAAGUCAUUUGUGACAAAAAUGUUUUACUGUAACUUUUCUAAGUGCAUACUUGAAAUAAAGUGUGUCUUUUCUAUAUUGUA
Molecule: messenger RNA, 1121 nt
Organism: Melanotaenia boesemani (Boeseman's rainbowfish)
Lineage: Eukaryota; Metazoa; Chordata; Actinopteri; Atheriniformes; Melanotaeniidae
Gene: golt1bb
Product: golgi transport 1Bb
Exons: 5
Coding region: 165-581 (138 amino acids)
Biological process (GO): retrograde transport, endosome to Golgi; endoplasmic reticulum to Golgi vesicle-mediated transport
Cellular component (GO): endoplasmic reticulum; membrane
Source: RefSeq, a predicted model, not a curated record